GUUUCCGUCUUAAAUGUUAGCUAGGUACAUGUUAGCGGGGUACGUUAGCUUACCCUGUAAAGUAUUGUGUGACUGGAGUCCUAAGCAUCAGGGGGAAAUUAUCUAUAUCAAAAGAUUGUGCCAUGAAAAGCUGAACAUCCAUCACCGAUAGGAGGGCCGAAUUAAAGAACGGCUUGAGAAUACACCUUUUAAAUGGGAUGCCAGACUGGUUUUAGGGGCUGUCAUAUGAGUGUAAACACUUUGCAGCGUUUGUAGCUCAAACUAGUGCAUCAAUGAACGAGGAACCACAAAUCAGCCCAGUGCCUCUAAAAGAGCCUGAGGAAAGCGAUGCUGCGGAAAACACAGAGGAAGAGACCGGUAAAGAGGAAAAUGUUUCCAAAUCAGGCAAAGUCAGGACUCAGAGGUCCAUGUCUGAGUCCGUAGAAGAACCCCCCCCAGAGGCAACAGUUAAGAAUGAACCUCAGGAAGGGGAUAAAGGGACUGCGAAAGAGGAGCCUCCUUUUGACUGGUUUGAACCCCUGGAGGACGAUGAUGAUGAUGCCAACAGCUGGGACUACCAGCACCCUUCCAAUCAGAGAGACCCUGAAGAAGAAAGUCUGUUAGGAGAAACUGAGAGUGUGGCAGGCAGUGACAAGGCCUCUAGAAGGACUCACAGUGUUCAAGCUCCUCGUCGUAAGCGAACCCAUCCUGAUGAGGGAUGGGUUGAUUGGCCUGAACUUGGAGAAGGAUGGAAGCGCAAAGAAGUUGUGCGUCGCUCAGGUUCUAGUAUCGGGCAGAAGGACGUAUAUUACAUGAGUCCUCACGGUGAUCGAGUCCGAAGCCGAGUCGAACUGACUUCAGUUUUGGAAAGAGUUAAGGACUUGUCCAGUUUUGAUUACAAGACGGGAAAGUUUUUGAACGGCGAGGCACCACCAAUAAGAAUACGAAGGAAGAGAAAGAUGAAAGAGAGAGAUUCUUCGUCAGAGUCGAGCUGGAUGGACAGAGGGGAGGGGGCGGACACUCCUGACUCCUACCACAGACUGACCCCCAGCACCAGUAUAAAGACCGCCCCCUUCAACCAAACCAGCCUCCCCACCCUCAAUGCCAGAGAAAAUCCAACCCCAGUCUCUCGGUAUUACUCAAGUGACGACAAAAUCCGACUUCCUCCCCCCUCAUCAUCCAGACCGAUCCCACUCCCCUCCAUAAAUGGGGAAAUCGGGACAGAGGACAGUACACUGGUCUGUGCCAGAUGUGGUAUUUCCUUUACAGGAACAUGGUAUGACAAACAGAGGAAGAGGCCGUCCUGUCCCACCUGCUGGGCAUCAAAGACGAGAGAACAUCCGAUGAUUCGUUUUCGAAAGUGGAUUCCAUGUGGUCAGUGCGUUGGAUGCCACAACACAGUGAACUGCGGCCAGUGUGCGAACUGUAAGAACGGACUGCAGAGCCCAGAGUCUCGCAAGCGCAUCUGCCGGAAACGCAGAUGUAUAUGUCCUAUUCGCAAGGGGCCCGGAGGCUUCUUGGCGCAUCGGCCUCAUAAUGAACUCUCUGAACCACUUGAGGAGCGUGUGAAUUUCCAGACUGAUUAUUCAGAGUCCAAGCAAACACCGAGUCUCAAAAGCAGUGACAUAGAGAACUUUUCUGCCAGUGCAGAUCUGGACGAUGAGGACGACUUUUCAACAGAUGAUGACGACGAUUGGCAUAAGAAGAGGAAGCGACGCUCCUGUGGAGAAUGCAAAGCCUGUCUUUGCAGGAAAGACUGCGGCACAUGUGACUUCUGCAUAGACAAACCCAAGUUCGGCGGCAGCAACAAAAAGCGUCAAAAAUGCAGACUACGUCAGUGCCAGCGGCAGGCGAUGAGACACUUGCUGCCCUUCCAGAUGGGCCAAGCUGAGUUUGCCACGGACCCCCCGAUGAUACCGGGCAGACCGCGACCCCACUACACCUACAGCCGAAAGACCAACGCCAAGAGAAUGAAAGGACCGCACACGAGCCUGGAUUUAUCUGACGACGACGACGACAGCAGCUACCCAGCGAUGAACUGGUGUGCGGAGCCAGCUGGCGACAGCGGACACUCUAACGAAAUGAACUUGAAAAACCACCAAUCUAUGCAGUUGAAUCACUCAGACUUCGGGCAGAGGAACGGCCUUCCUGACAGAGUGCCUCACAUCAGCAACCACAGCAGCUCUGUGGAUCAGUCCAGCAGAUUGGAGGGAGACAAAUCCCAAACCAGCAGACAUGCUCACAAACACACUGAAGAUGAAGAUGAAGAGCUGCCCAUGAUCACGCAGAUCUUCAGUUUGGCGGAUAAUCCAACAGAAGGUGGCGCAGAAAUUGAAAACCAGCUGAUGAAACUGCUCAAGUCGUUGCGCUCGUCCGUGCUGCCCAUACUGUGGUACGCCAUCAUGGUGGAGGGUCCGCAGCUGCAGCUCAUGCAGUGUUCUAAAGAAUCCAACAUGACGGACACUAUGGUGCUGAUCGACCCGGGCUUCUGCUAUCAGGUGACCGUCCAGAGGCAGCCGCUCCUCCCCACCCACCCGCUCUACGACGACCACCCGGCCUACCUGAGCUCCCUCACAGACGUGGUCAACCUGCUGCUGGACUUGGACAAGUACACUGUGUGCCAGGGGCUGCCCCCCACAGACCACAUCUACAGCAGAGACCCCGUCAUCCUGGAGCGGGCCUCCACCUGCGAGUUCCUUGUCAAGAAAAACCUGAACAUGUGUUGUAACUGCAAGUCGCUUUGUGGAUAAAAACAUCAGCAGAGACGGAGAAGAACAGCGGUGGAGGCCAGCGGUACCGGCGCAGCGUGGUGCCAUUUUCCUUUCCUUUAGUUUUUGUGCUCAUAUAUAAAUAUAGAAUCUUACAGACUUACCUCGGGACCAUAAUAGUCUGAUUUGAUUAUCUGAAGAAUCACCAAAGGCAUUCCUGGAGCUGUGACGUUCAAGUGCAGGCAUGUUUCUUCUCAGAUGUCCUCUUCUGUUCUGUUGGUGUAGGUGUGCUCUUCAUGGCUGCUCUAAACGCAGUCGCUUUCAUUUGCGAGGUUGGUCUGCUCUGGGUUGGUCCACACUCUUACUUGAGGAAUCCAUAACCUUAAUCAGAAUUGUAUUUGAUAAAUAAAUAAAUACCUUCAUUUUAAAGUU
Messenger RNA from Sphaeramia orbicularis (orbiculate cardinalfish), 3119 nucleotides. It is a transcript of the gene mbd1b, whose product is annotated as methyl-CpG binding domain protein 1b. The record is from RefSeq and is a predicted model, not a curated record. Gene Ontology annotation, molecular function: DNA binding; zinc ion binding. The transcript has 17 exons. NCBI's taxonomy places the organism in Eukaryota, Metazoa, Chordata, Actinopteri, Kurtiformes, Apogonidae. The coding region runs from base 273 to 2729 and encodes 818 amino acids.